Messenger RNA from Symbiodinium natans, 1524 nucleotides. Lineage: Eukaryota; Dinophyceae; Suessiales; Symbiodiniaceae. The record is from the annotation of a GenBank genome assembly.
AUGGCAGCGCCAGAGAGUUGCGUGGUGGACGUGGCCUUGCCUGGCAACGUCCUCCCCGAGGCCGCACCUGAGGAAGCUGGCGCCGUGGUGGUUGAAAAUGACCUGCCGGCAGCUAUCGAGGUGCAGUUGGGCCAAGAGGUGAGGGUCCUCUAUCCCGGAAGAAAUGGCCGAUUCCAGACCGGUCAAUCGGACAAAGUGUCGGUUUCGCUGAGGGAUGAACCCCACAUCUCUGGCAGCUGCCAGGUUUCGGAGGGCGCUGCGACACUCGUCGCGUCGGAAUCCUUCGGGUCCUUCGGCCCGCAGGCACGCGAGCUGGGGCAGAAAGAGCAGCAGGAGGUGGAGCGGGAGAAGUCGCUACUGGAAGAUCGGAAGAAGAGGGUGGAAAGGGUACGACGAGAAAUCUCCAGUUUCACCAUGCGAUGUUUCUAUGGCAACCUCUCGUGCACGGCGCUGCUCUUCUGUGCGCUGGUGGCGUACAUCUUCGUGGAUCCCAACAGCGUGGGGAAUCCAGGGCUUCUCUUCAUAACGCUGGUGCUGUUGCUGAUGGGCCUGAGUACCAGCAGCUUCUGUGUCAUGAUGCACGGGGCCACCAUUCCAAGGCCAAUGGCGAAAAAGUUGACGUUCCACGGGGGCCAGGCUUGCUGCUUCCUGGGCGGGCUUGCUGCGACAAUAGCCAUUACUAUGUAUGUGAUAGCUGGAUUCUGGUGGGCGGCGCUGGCGGCUGGCUUGCCCACCUGUAUCCUCCUCGUUCUCAUGUGCCUUUUUCGGCGCGAGGCUCGCUUUAAGGACCAUGUUGGUGAGGCCGAGGCCCGGGAGAAGGCGAUAGUUGACGGCAAGACCAUCGUGUUUGUGGGCCAGGUUCUUCCAGGUAGAGGUAGGACGUGUGUCUGCUCAUGGCCGGGGAAGUAUCAGUCUGCCUGGGAUGCCUUGGUCACCGGGAGCCGCAGUGGCGACAUCAGCGCCGCCGUGGUCUUCUUGCCCUAUGGGUCGAAGGACUUCGGGGUCCACGACCGCGUCCCGGCGGAGGAGCAUCUGCAGGGCUGCUGCUGGUGCAUGCCCAUCUACGGGGAAAGGAAGCCCUGGGGAUGCCGUUGGUGGACAAACUGGAUCCGCAACAUUGAGGAGGCCCACAACCGAGGCGCGGAGAUGGAGGUGUACUUCUUCAAAGGUAUGAGGGGCAAGGGGAAAGUUCGGGACUUCUCCACGGCCGGAGAGGAGCACAAGAGGCGCGAAGCGAUUCAGAGCAAGGGGCAAGAUUUCCUGAAGUCGGAGGCAUAUUCCAAGGCCCAAGACCAAGGCGUGGAAGACCUGUCGAAGGAGCUGCGAGGGGACUCUUCCUCGCAGUUCUCACGCGAGGUGCAGCGCCUCUUCUGGGCAUGGCUUCCUGAGGAGGAGAGGAGCUUCCUGGAGGCAUCCGAGGGCCUGGGAAACUCGCAAAAGGCCGAGGUGGCGUGGCUCGAAAGGAAGGGCUAUCGUUACACCGAGGUAGAAGUAGAUAUCUCCAAGUGGCUGCAGGUCAUGUGA